Molecule: messenger RNA, 1179 nt
Organism: Cannabis sativa
Lineage: Eukaryota; Viridiplantae; Streptophyta; Magnoliopsida; Rosales; Cannabaceae
Exons: 1
Coding region: 252-908 (218 amino acids)
Source: RefSeq, a predicted model, not a curated record
AAAAAAACAACUGAAGCAAUAAAGAGCUCACAUAAUGAUGGAAGAUAGCAUUUUAAAUAAAAUAUUAAAUUAUUUAAUACCAAUUACAAUUAUUUCAUGUCGUUUUUUUUUCUUUUUCUGAAAUGUAAUUAUAUUACAUCUCUUAUAGCAGGCAAAUCUCUCUCUCUCCAAUAUUUUAUAUCAACUAACUUCUUCUUCUCAAUAAAACCAAUCUCUUUUGGGGUUCAUUUAAAUCUUCAAUAAAGGAGUAAAUGGAUCCAGAAUGUCACCGUUUCCAUCCUCACAAGAACACAUUCUUACCAAUGUUAUGCUCCAAACCUUCUAUCAAAGACGUCGCCCUUCCUCAUCCCAUCAGAUGCGUCAACCGCCGCUCACCGUCGCCGGCCUCCUCUUCCGGAGACGACCCUUUAUCCCCAAGAAUCAGUUGCAUCGGUCAGGUCAAGCGGAACAACAAGAUAAUCGGCUUUCCAACUAGAUCAUUACUCACUCACCAAACAACACUAAUCAGACAAAACGACACCAAAACCCACCUCCUCAAGUACUCCAAGCUCAAGAAGUUUUUCUCCAGCAAAAACCUCACUGCUGCCACAGCCGCUGCCACCGUUAUCAACCCCUCCGUCACUUCCGACCGCGGUCGUGGCCGACCCCUUUGCCGGAGACGAGGUCAGGUCAUCAAUGGAGGAAAUGGGUUGUGCAGAAGUGAAGCUAAGAGUGAGAAUAAUUGUGUCUCUGAGAUCGAUAUCAUGGCGAUAGAUCCGCCGUUGCCGGUAGUUAAACGGCUGGCGGGAGAUCAAGAAGGUGAUUCGGAGAGUUUGUGGAAGAGAAGAUCGGGUGGAGCCGCUUUGAGAGGAUUGCAGCUCCAGCAGAUUCACCAUCCCAAACAUCACCUUCAACCCACAACAGUUUAAGUAUUAGUAUAAUUAUCAGAAACUGAAGGUGAUAUGUAUAAACUAUAUAUUUAGUAGUGAUGGAAUUUAAUAGAUAGGAAAAAUAUUAAAGGGUAAUAUUGGAUUGUAAAUGGUUCUUUAAAAUGUUAUGGUUUACACAAAGUUUUGAUAAAUACAUUGUUUGACUCAGUCAGUGUUUCGAGAGAGAGGCAUAUACAUACUCAUAGUUGUUAUUGUUAGUUCAUAUAUAAUUUUUGUCAUCAUAUAUGUAUGAAUCAAUAAAUGUUCAUAA